Messenger RNA from Symbiodinium pilosum, 2523 nucleotides. Lineage: Eukaryota; Dinophyceae; Suessiales; Symbiodiniaceae. The record is from the annotation of a GenBank genome assembly.
AUGGGUGAUGAUGUGAUGAUACCUUGGGUAUUGGCAUCUUUUCCCAUUGCUGGAGCUUCCUUCGUGCAUCUGGCUGCGCAGGUCCCCUGGCAAUCGCUGCCUGGAUUGGAUGCCGGCUUGGAGCGUGCUGCUCGGGCCGAGUACGAGUUGGGCGUGCAGGCAUGGAACUUGCGCCAGCCAGAACAGGGCUUGGAGCUUUUUCUCAGGAGUGCGCAGAAAGGUCAUCAAGUUGGUGAGUACUGCUUUCGCUACGGAAUGUACCAUGAGUUACCACCAUCAGACAUCAAGCAGGCCUUGAGGUGGUACAGACGAGGGGCACGGAUGAACCACAAAGGAUCCACUACCAUGCUGGGCAAGCUGCACUUAGCUGCUGGGCAAAAAGAGAAAGCAAUGCACUUUCUACAGCGAACGGGAAAACCCCAGAGGAGCUUGGAACCCCCAAGAGCUCUGAGCCAGUCCAUCCUGGACACAGGCCACGGAGGCGAGAGAGGCGACUCCCUUGCGCAGUGGUUUCUUGGAGAGCUCUUUCUGCAAAGUACGAAGCUACGAGAUGCGGUCAAAUGGUGGAAGCUGUCAGCUGAAAAUGGAGACAGCGAUGCCAUGAUGCGCCUGUCGCAGGUGAUUGCGUUCGUGGUGUUGGGCCGGCAUGCCGCUCUGAUGUUCAGGUAUUACUACCAAUCCUCUAUCACUUUGCAGAAGUCCGGUGACACGAUGAUCGAAACACUCCGUACCAUGUAUGAGAUUGUCCUCAUGGCCAAGCUGGAGCUCGCAGUCUUCGUUCUGGCUGCAGGCCUUCACUUCCUUUUGUUCAGCAACUUGUCGCUCCGACGUUCACAACCCAAGCCACGGAGCAAGGCUAAGCUGCAUGAUGCAGGCGAUGGUCCCGCAGCAGAUGUGGUCUCUUCGCAAAAGCCGUCAGAAAAACCAACGGGUCCAUCUGCGGGGCCUGUAACAAAUGAUGCGCAACCACAGGUUCCCUGUCACCAAGCCUUCCACCGCAUCCUUGACACUGUUGUGAAGACCGAUGUUGAUCAAUGCUGGGAAGUGCUGAAGCGAAUGGAGGCCACCGGCCUCUCGCCAAACAACGUCACCUGCUCCAUUCUGCUCAAGGGCGUUCAGAAAGGAAUGCAGGAAGGAUACUUGCAGAAAGUGAUGAAGAUCAUUGACUCACGAGAAGUCAAAGAUAUGGAUGAGGUCUUGCUGGGAUCUCUCUACGAAGCAUGUAUUCGUUGCGGUCAAGUGCAGUAUCUGCUGAACUACGUCAAACGCCUGCGAGAGGAAAGCGGAUUCGUGCAGGUCCGAAGUGCCCACACGGUUGGAUCUAUCAUCCGCGCCUAUGGUGCAGCAGAGGAUCUUGACGGAGUUUGGGCCACAUGGAAUGAGAUGAAGCGGAAGCAGAUACAGCCGACUCGUAUCACUUUGGGCUGCAUGGUUGAGGCAUUGGCUUCCAACCACGAUGCCGAAGGUGCUUACGAGAUCAUUCAGCAGGCACUUGCAGAUCCUCAGACUGCGGCCUUGGUCAACGCGGUGACUUACAGCUCCGUGCUCAAGAGCUUCAAUCACCAGAAGCGUUUCCAUCGCGUGUGGGAGGUCUACGAGGAGAUGAUCAAGCAGAAGGUGGAAUUCUCGGUGACAACGUACAAUGCGCUUCUCGAUGUCUGCGCGCGAAGCGGUGAGAUCGGCCGAGCUGAGCCACUGCUAAAGGAUAUGGCCGAUCAGGGAGUGUCGCCCAACAUCAUCACAUACGGCACGGUCAUCAAGGCUUACUGCUCGGCCAACCGGCUAGACCAGGCCUUCGCAGUCCUGGAAGAGAUGCAGAAGAACACUUCGCUUCAUCCAGAUGAAGUGACCUACAACACCUUGCUGGAUGGCUGUGCCCGCUAUGGGCUCUUUGAUCGCGGCCUGGAAGUCCUCGCUGACAUGCGCAGAUCGUGCGUGGCACCAAGCAACUACACGCUCUCGGUGAUCGCCAAGCUUGCAAACCGCAGCAAGAAGCCGAAAAAAGCUUUUGAGAUGGUGGAAGAGUUAAGGAAGGAGUUCAACCUCAAGCUGAACAUGCAUGUCUACAACAACCUCAUCCAUGCAGCAACUUGCGACGGAAAUAUGACGAAGGCACAAGAGGUUUUCGGCACGAUGCUGGAGGAGCGGGUUCGCCCAGAUGGACGCACAUAUACUUUGCUCCUGAGGUUUUGCAUCACUCAAAAGGCGGCAAUGGCAGCCAUGGCAUUUAUGAGGACAGCAUUCGGCAUGAAGCAGCAGAAAGAUGAGUUGAAGGCAUCCGGUGGUGAAGAUCCCUUGCACCCCCAACUCGUCAAAUCCCUCCUUCGCUCAUGCCAUUGGGCAGCAGCUCCACUCCGCGGCAACAGUGCCUUGCAGGAAGAGGUCAUUCAGGACACUUUUGAUUUUUUGUCGCGCAGUCUUGAUUCGCCUGGGGUGCCGAAGCUCCUGGCCGAAGUACAGAAGUCCCUGCCUUCAAUGAAGCUCCCCAAGUCCACGACGAGCAGAAUCUUUGCAAAACACUGA